GCCUCAUCACCAAUAUAAAAACCGUCGUGCUCGCGGAGGCAUCCUUAGCUUGGGCAGGUCCUCCUCCCUAGCUAGCUAGCACAGUAACGCCACCAUGAAGCUCGCCGCGUUGUGCACCGACCCCGUCGUGCUCUCCUGCGCCUUCCUCUGCCUCCUCCUCCACCUCGCUCUCCGGUCCCUGCUGCACCCUUCUUCUGCCGCCUCUUCCUCUGGCCGCCGCGCCGGCGCCGGCGGCCACCUCCCGCCGGGGCCACCGGGCCUGCCGAUCCUCGGCGCGCUGCCACUCGUCGGCCCUGCCCCGCAUGCCGGCCUGGCCGCGCUGGCGCGCAAGUACGGUCCCAUCAUGUACCUGAAGAUGGGCACGACGGGCGUCGUGGUGGCGUCGUCCCCGUGCGCGGCGAAGACGUUCCUCAAGGCGCUGGACGCGAAGUACGCCAACCGGCCGGCGGUGGCGAGCGCCGCCGACAUCACGUACCGGCGCCAGAACAUGGUGUUCGCGGACUACGGGCCCAAGUGGAAGCUGAUGCGGAAGCUCGCCAGCGUGCACCUGCUCGGGGCGCGCGCGCUCGCCGACUGGGCGUGCGUGCGGCGCGACGAGGCCGGCCACCUGCUCCGCGGCGUGGCGGAGGCGGCCGCGGCCCGGCGGCCCGUCGUCGUGCCGGAGCUGCUCGUGUGCGCGCUCGCCAACAUCGUCGGGCAGAUCACCGUCAGCAAGCGGGUGUUCGACGCGCAGGGGGAUGACUCAAACAGGUACAAGGACAUGAUCGUGUCGCUGCUGACGGGCACGGGCAUGUUCAACAUCAGCGACUUCGUGCCGGCGCUGGCGCGUCUGGACCUGCAGGGCGUGCAGGCCAAGCUGCGGCGGAUCCACCACCAGUUCGACGGCCUCAUCACCAAGCUGCUGGCCGAGCACGCCGCGACGGCGGCGGACCGCGCGCGCCAGGGCCGCCAGGACUUCGUCGACAGGCUCCGCGCCACGAUGGACGCCGGCGCCGACGACGAGAGCGGCGAGACCAUCACCGAGGUCAACAUCAAGGGCCUCAUCUUCGACAUGUUCACGGCGGGCACGGACACGUCGUCCAUCAUCGUGGAGUGGGCGAUGGCGGAGAUGCUCAAGAACCCGUCCGUGAUGGCGCGCGCGCAGGAGGAGCUGGACCGCGUGGUGGGCCGCGGCCGCCGCCUGGAGGAGUCGGACCUGCCCAGCCUCCCCUACCUGCAGGCCGUCUGCAAGGAGGCCAUGCGGCUGCACCCGUCGACGCCGCUCAGCCUCCCGCACUUCUCCUUCGACGCCUGCGACGACGACGUCGCCGCCGGCGGCUACCGCGUCCCGGCCAACACCCGGCUGCUCAUCAACAUCUGGGCCAUCGGCCGGGACCCGGCGGCGUGGAAGAAGCCCCUGGAGUUCCGGCCCGAGCGGUUCCUGCCGGGCGGCGGCGCCGAGAAGGUCGACCCGAUGGGGAACUGCUUCGAGCUCAUCCCGUUCGGCGCCGGCAGGAGGAUCUGCGCCGGGAAGCUGGCCGGCAUGGUGUUCGUGCAGUACUUCCUGGGCACGCUGCUGCACGCGUUCGACUGGAGCUUGCCUGACGGCGAGGAGAAGCUGGACAUGAGCGAGACGUUCGGCCUCGCGCUGCCUAAGGCUGUGCCGCUCCGCGCCGUCGUCACGCCACGGCUCGUGCCGGAAGCCUACGCCUGAGCUAGCUGUCAGUGGUUCGCGUGUGUUGUUGUUGCCUUCCUGCAUACGUACAUAACUUGUUAUGAAUCCUACACUUGCAUUGGUUGCCUAGUACCAGUAUUUGAAAUUAUAUACGGACCUUGCAUGGUUUCAGUUUUUUGACACAACCGAUGAUGGUUGAUCAGAAGACGGAUCUGUAGAGUUGUUCUUUAACAAUGCGCUAACCUAUAUAUCAAGGGACUGUUUGGUU
Sorghum bicolor (sorghum) is the source of this 1922-nucleotide messenger RNA. RefSeq names its product flavonoid 3',5'-hydroxylase 1. The record is from RefSeq and is a predicted model, not a curated record. The transcript is spliced from 3 exons. NCBI's taxonomy places the organism in Eukaryota, Viridiplantae, Streptophyta, Magnoliopsida, Poales, Poaceae. Gene Ontology annotation, molecular function: heme binding; monooxygenase activity; iron ion binding. The coding region runs from base 95 to 1693 and encodes 532 amino acids.